This is a messenger RNA of Lucilia sericata (common green bottle fly), 1832 nucleotides long. It is a transcript of the gene Dop1R1, whose product is annotated as dopamine receptor 1. The transcript is spliced from 5 exons. Gene Ontology annotation, cellular component: membrane. Gene Ontology annotation, biological process: adenylate cyclase-activating adrenergic receptor signaling pathway. The record is from RefSeq and is a predicted model, not a curated record. Gene Ontology annotation, molecular function: G protein-coupled receptor activity. Bases 262 to 1209 code for a protein of 315 amino acids. NCBI's taxonomy places the organism in Eukaryota, Metazoa, Arthropoda, Insecta, Diptera, Calliphoridae.
GAUAACGACAUAUUUUAAUGAAACAUCAUGGAUAAAUCCCUCAGAAACCGAUACGAUAGUGGGUGAGGAUCCCGAAGUGGAGUCACUUUUAUCAUUAGUUGUUGUUGGUAAAGCAUUUUCCUAUCUGUACUAAUAUUCUUGUCAAUUGCCGGAAAUAUACUCGUCUGCCUUGCUAUCUAUACAGAACGCAGUUUGCGUCGUAUUGGGAAUUUAUUUCUAGCAUCAUUAGCAAUUGCGGAUUUAUUUGUGGCUUCGCUGGUGAUGACAUUUGCUGGAGUUAAUGAUUUGUUGGGUUAUUGGAUUUUUGGUGCACAAUUUUGUGAUACAUGGGUUGCCUUUGAUGUAAUGUGUUCAACGGCGUCCAUAUUAAAUUUAUGUGCAAUAUCCUUAGAUCGUUAUAUACACAUAAAAGAUCCACUGAGAUACGGUCGAUGGGUGACAAGACGUGUAGCUGUCGUCACCAUUGCUGCCAUUUGGCUAUUAGCCGCCUUUGUGUCAUUUGUGCCAAUCUCAUUGGGAUUGCAUCGACCCGAUCAACCGUUAAUAGUAGAGGAUAAUGGUAAAAAGUAUCCAACGUGUGCAUUGGAUUUAACGCCAACGUAUGCAGUUGUAUCCAGUUGUAUAAGUUUCUAUUUUCCAUGCGUUGUGAUGAUUGGUAUUUAUUGUCGACUUUACUGUUAUGCUCAAAAACACGUCAAAUCCAUCAAGGCUGUAACGAGGCCAGGUGAGGUGGCGGAAAAGCAACGUUACAAAAGUAUACGACGUACCAAACCCCAAGAAAAGAAAAAGUUUAAAGUACGCAACCUGCAUCAUAGUUCACCGUACCAUGUGUCGGACCACAAGGCUGCCGUGACGGUGGGCGUCAUAAUGGGUGUAUUUCUCAUCUGUUGGGUGCCCUUCUUUUGUGUCAAUAUUGUGGCUGCCUUUUGUAAGACAUGUAUUGGGGGACAAACAUUUAAAAUACUCUCAUGGUUGGGCUAUUCAAAUUCCGCCUUCAAUCCCAUAAUCUAUUCGAUAUUCAACAAGGAAUUUCGUGAUGCUUUCAAACGCAUCCUAACGACACGUAAUCCCUGGUGUUGUAAUCAAGACAUUGGCAAUAUACAUCCACGUAAUAGUGAUCGUUUUGUUACGGAUUAUGCCUCCAAACAUGUGGUGGCCAUGAACUCGGGUCGUUCGUCGGCUGAACUGGAGCAGGUGUCUGCGAUUUGACCAACAAAACGUACCAGCGAUUAUGCCUCAUCAUUAGUAUGUUGUGUAUCCGGCUCAGCAGAUGCGACUUCACUAACGAUUACACCGUAUGGUCCCUGAGAUUCGGUAACAGUGGCAUCUACCACAAUUGUUGUAGAGACACUGGACACAGCGACAAGAACGGGCGAUAGCAAGCAAAUGGAAACAGUAUUAGUUUAGAAUAAAGCAACAAAAACAACUCAAUUGGAAAACUGAAAAACUGCAAACAACAAAAACACCGACUACAUAUUAAACUAAACAACAACAAGAUACUAUUUACAUGUGUAUAUACUAGUAAAUAACAGACGCCAUUUACACUACCACUACUAUAACAACUAUAAGUUUUUUUAGUAACACACACAAAAACACAGCAAUUAUCCUUCAACAUACUUUUCAACACGCACACAAACAUACAUAUUGUAUAUGAGCAACUGGAUUACAGGGUGAGCGUUAAACAAAUCAUUAUUAAAUUUUUAUUUAUAACUUUAAGUAGUUAAACAAAUAACUAACAAAAUUUAUUUAAAUUUCUAAAGCAAAUUUAAAUUUAGUUUAAAACAAAGCGAAUUAACAAUUCCAAAAAUACUCUUUAUUAUCCUUGUCAUAUC